Molecule: messenger RNA, 1038 nt
Organism: Strongyloides ratti
Lineage: Eukaryota; Metazoa; Nematoda; Chromadorea; Rhabditida; Strongyloididae
Exons: 5
Coding region: 1-1038 (345 amino acids)
Biological process (GO): mRNA splicing, via spliceosome
Cellular component (GO): U2-type spliceosomal complex
Source: RefSeq, a predicted model, not a curated record
AUGAGUGACGAGAAACAGAUAAGUUGGAUAUAUGAAGGACCAAAGUCUUCUGUAAAUUGUGAGGAUUACCUUCUUGGAAAGAAGAUUGAUAAAAAUUUUGAAUUGUAUUCAGAUGUUGUCAAGAAGGAGGAAGACAAAAUAGAUGAAAUAGUAAAAAAAAAAAGUAGUACUGAACCAGGGAGAGUAAAUUCUCUUAAAGUUGAAUCUAUUGUUGGUGAAGAUCCACUAGUUGCAAUUAGGCUCAAACAAGCUAAAAAAGAAAAAGCAGCAUUGGAGAAUCCUGUUUUUAAAAAAAAAAUUGAAGACUAUUUAAGAAAAAAAUUUGAAGUUGUAUAUAAAGCUCAACUGAAAUUAGAGAAAAUUGCUAAAAAUUUAAACAGUAAAUCAUCAGAGUCAUCUGAUUCUUUAAGUUCAGAUUUUGAAGAGGAGAGAAAAAAUUUGCGUAGUAAUAAUACAUCUUCUAAACAUACCUACAAUAAAGAUUAUUCACGUACAAAAUCUAGAAGAAAACGUGAGAGAGAUCAAAGUGCUGAUUCAGAUACUUCAAUAAAACGAACAAAAAAACAUUAUGAUAAAACAACAUUAAAUAAAGAUAAUUAUUCAUCUAACAGGAAACAUAAACAUUAUAACGAUAGGUAUUCGGAUAGUUCAGUUGAAAGAAAAAAAGAUUAUGAUGACGAAAAAAUUUCAAGUAAAAAUGACUCGUCUUAUGAUAAAAAGCGUUAUAGUUCACAUAAAGAUACAAGAAGAUCACAAAAACCAUCACAUUCUGAUAAGUUGAAAGAGAGAAAAAAUGAUGUUAAUGAUAGAAGAAGAGACCAUAAAAAUUCUUAUUCUAGAGAUAAAAAAAUUGAAAAAAAACCAAAGAUGACACCUGAAGAGAUGGAAGAGAAACGUCGUGAAAUGAUUGAAAAUGCUAAAUGGCGUGAGGAAUCACGUAAAAAAAUUUUGGAUAAAGCUUCUACUUAUGAAAUUAAAGAAGAAAUAAUUGAAAAAGAAACAAGGUCAAAUGAAGUUUUUAAACCUAAACUAUUGUAA